GUAUCUCCUCCCAAAGUGUGAAACAUUCAAUUGUAAAGCAUCCAAAUUCAGAAUCAUCGUCAUGCAGCCCUGUUGCAGCUCCUAGGAAGAAGAUACACCAAUCUACAGGUAUCUAUUUGGUUAAAGAUGGUGAACCAUCAGAUGAGGAGUUGGAAUGUCUGUCCAGGGAACUUGCAGGAAAAUGGAAGACAUUAGGAAGACGCCUGGGAUUCAACGAAGCUGCAAUAGAUGACUUUGAUCAAGCCAAUAAGGAGCUGGCAGAGAAGGCUUAUAAAAUGUUAAUGGCUUGGAAACAAAAAGGAGGCUGCGAAGCUACUUACAAAGUUUUGUACGAUACCUUGUGUCACAAAUUGGUGGAAUGUAAACGUCUAGCAGAGCAGUAUUGUUGCGAUGAGAUUGUAGGAAAUGACUCUCCUUAGUCAUAUACGAUAGAGACUGAGUCGUUUCUGUAUUACGUCAAAUAUCUUUGUGAGUACUCUAAAGAGCGUCUGUGUCGAGCAUUCGCGCUUAGUAAGUCGUUCGUCUUCCUUGCGAUUCAAGAUAGGGGAAAGAUUAUCUCUAAAAAAAAAACAUAUUUACCCGUAUUUUUGCACUCGAGAACCGCUAGCUAAAGAAUACUAAGGUCGGAAUUCACUCAGACGUCCAGAACGACAGAGCUGAAUAACGUCUGCGCAUGCGCUACGCUUUGGCGCGGAUUUUGAGUCGUUUGCACGUUGGAUGUGCUAUGCUAUAGAUUCUAGGCGUUUUUUUACAGAAUAACUUCCAGAAUAACUCCCAAAAACUUUGUACACCCCUUAGAUAUUUUUAGAAUUUAAUUUUCUUCUUUAAAACACUGGAAAUAGGAAAAUGCCUUCAACGACAACAAAAUGCCUUGGUUUUAAAUGCCAGCCCUAUUUUUCGCCGCAAAUUUCGCUGAAUUUUAACCUCGAGCGCUUGAGCCCGUGUUAUUGACCGUAUAACUGUGACGUAGCAUUUCGUUAUUUAGCUCUGUCGUCCAGAGCAUGUGAAGCACAUUACUACCCUCAAGCAUCUUAUUUCAUACUUCACAGCUUGACAUUAGAAUGCAUUUUCUCCUUAUUAUUCUCUGUGCAUUUCCUAAGGAACAGACAUAGAGAAUUGGUUUAACAGUUAAGAGCUUCUUAAGUUAGAGAUCAGUUACUAUAUUCUCGUGUUCUUAAUUUUUGAUUUAGGUUGACACUGUAAGGAAAAAUUAGAUGCUAGACACUAUUUGAGUUGAAUUAAUCGUUUGUGGUUAGCUUGAAUUAACAGAAUAAUUUUGUAAAGAGUGAGAUUCUCCUUUUCUCAGUGUGGUGGAUAAGUAUAAAACGUGUAACGGCCUUAGAUUACAAAAUUUGUAGAUGCCGAGCUACCUUUUUGUUUCUAAAAAGUGUGAAAGUCCAGCAAAAAUCAAAUACAAAAUGUCUCUU
Messenger RNA from Pocillopora verrucosa, 1427 nucleotides. The record is from RefSeq and is a predicted model, not a curated record. Lineage: Eukaryota; Metazoa; Cnidaria; Anthozoa; Scleractinia; Pocilloporidae.